AUGGAUGAAGUAGUCCCCCCAAUGGAGGGAGAAGCCGCCCCAGUGGAGGGAGAAGCCGCCCCAGUGGAGGGAGAAGCAGCCCCAAUGGAGGGAGAAGCCGCCCCAAUGGAGGGAGAAGCAGCCCCAAUGGAGGGAGAAGCAGCCCAAGUGGAGGGAGAAGCCGCCUCAGUGGAGAAAGCUUCCCCGGACUCGGAACCACCGCUUCCUGGCAGGUACGACCAUCUGUCCAGAGAAGUGCAGGAGUACUACGUGGGCGUGCCGUACAGCUGGGAAUACGUGGAGGGCAGCAGGGGGUGGUUCAUCAUCGAAACGAGCAAAGGGUAUAAAUUCUAUUUCAACAAGAAAACGAGCGAAAAGACGUGGAAGUGCCCAAAGGAGGUAGAAAUUCUGUUGAAGAAAAAGCAAAGCGAUCAGCCGGUUGGUGAAUCGGUGGAGAGAAGCCCCACAGGGGGUCGUCACCACGGCGUGAUCGGAAUUGACUCAGACGCAAGGAGCGCGACCUCAAGUGGUCUAACCAACGGAACGACGGGGGAAGGUAGCCAAGGGAAAAAAGGCAUGGAAAAGGGCUUCGAAAAAGGCAUGGAAAAAGGCUUCGAAAAAGGCAUCGAAAAAAGCAUGGAAAGAAUCCUCGAGGAUUAUAAAACCCUUCUCAUCGAAAAAAACAUGGACCAAUUCUGCAAAUAUGAAAACGUGUUGGCCCACCUCCUCUACGAUGAAAGAUAUCUGAGAGUACCAAAGGAACUGAGGAAGGAAUAUUUUAAUAAUCUGAUAAAAGAAAUUGAAAGUGACAGAAGAAGAGAGCUCAAAAUGCUAGUAGAGAAUUUCCAAUCUUUGCUGUGUAAGGUAGAAGGUCAAAUUAGGUACCCCUUUGAAGAGACAGACGCGAUAUCCAUUUUGAGGGGUGAAAAAGCAUUCCAAGGGAAUGGUACCAAAAAUUGGAAUAUUACAAGGAGCAAACUGUUAAAGGAAUUUUUACAAAAGAAAAAAAAAAACAUGGAAAGAGAAACGGAAGAAAAAUUGGAACAAGUUUUGUUUGAUGCCUUCAGAGGGGAAAGCCCAGGGAAGUGGAUUAAAAUAAAAAAUAAUUUACUACGAAGUAGCAAGUACGACAUUUUAUCCUUUGAGAAAAAAACACACAUAUUUCAAAGUGUCAGUCAGAAAUUGUUGGCUAAGCGGAAGGGAGAAAAUCGGCAUGCAGAUUCCCUCUCAGAUAUUAUGCGAUCAGCCUAUCGUGCCAACGCGAUAACUGACGAUAGAAACGUUUUUGUGAGUCUCCUGCAUGAGAAGCUAAAACACCCAGUUAUAGACGAAGCCAUUUUGAAACAUGACCCAUUUACGGCCAAAAUGUUCGACUCCUUUGAAGAGGCCGUGAAAAUUCCUGCUGACCUCAUAACAGACGAGAGGUACAGAAAUGUGCGCCUAACGGAUACAGAAAAAUUAAGCUUGUACAGAGAAUUUAUUAUAAGCUACAUAAAUAUAAAAAGAGACACAUUCGAAAAAAUGCUUCACGAAAUUCCAAUUAAUUAUAUGAACGACACUUUGGAAGACAUCAUAAAGCUGGUCGAUAAGAGUGACCGAAUUUUUAAGUCUUUACCACUAGUCCAUUUGGAAAAUGUUUUCUCAAAAUGGAGAACUUACAAAAUUAAGGAGGCCAAAAAAAUGUUUGCAGAUUUUUUGAAGAAGUCCAAUUGGGUUAAACACGACUCGGAUGAGCGUGGGAACUACGAUGCGCUCCUCAAAGUUCUGUCGCAGGACGUCAGCUACCAACGACUCAAGUGCGUGCCCGCGGACAGGGAAGAAAUGGUGAAGAAGCGCAUAAGGGAGUUAAAGGAAGAACACAAGAAGAACAAGAACUUAGCAGAAAGGCUGAACCGUUGA
Plasmodium cynomolgi strain B is the source of this 1878-nucleotide messenger RNA. RefSeq lists its product as hypothetical. Lineage: Eukaryota; Apicomplexa; Aconoidasida; Haemosporida; Plasmodiidae. Gene Ontology annotation, molecular function: RNA polymerase binding; transcription coregulator activity. Gene Ontology annotation, cellular component: nucleus. The transcript has 2 exons. The record is from RefSeq and is a predicted model, not a curated record. Bases 1 to 1878 code for a protein of 625 amino acids.